Diabrotica virgifera virgifera (western corn rootworm) is the source of this 1209-nucleotide messenger RNA. RefSeq names its product odorant receptor 7a-like. The record is from RefSeq and is a predicted model, not a curated record. Gene Ontology annotation, molecular function: olfactory receptor activity; odorant binding. Gene Ontology annotation, biological process: detection of chemical stimulus involved in sensory perception of smell; sensory perception of smell. Bases 291 to 1004 code for a protein of 237 amino acids. Lineage: Eukaryota; Metazoa; Arthropoda; Insecta; Coleoptera; Chrysomelidae. The transcript has 4 exons. Gene Ontology annotation, cellular component: plasma membrane.
GCCUAGUCCGCCUAAUGGUUAAUCCGGCACUGCGUGUGGUCAAAAUAGGAAGAGAUAAAUCACCAAUCGACAGAGGAAUGUUGUGACAGCGCAAAAGAUGGAGUGACAACCUUCCAUAGAGGUAUCAAUCCGCCAAUGAACAAGCACAAUUGCUUAUAAAGAGGAAGGACAAGAAGAAGAAGAUCACUGAAGACAUUAUUUUAUACCUAUAUAAAACUGUUUUCUGAUCUUUUCCAGGUAAACCCGAAGAACAUUGCGAAUCUGUAAUUAACAGUAGUAGAGGAACCGGUAUGUAUAUCUUCCAAGCGAUAGCUCUUGGUAUGAUCUCUGCGGUGAAUGUUGUAACAAAUUAUUUUAUGGCAGGCUUUGCGCUCUUUGUUGGCUUACAAUGUGACCAAUUGUGCUAUCAAUUGAUUAAUAUGGAACUCGUCGAGGAUCAUAGUAUUAAUAAAUUCGUCAUUCACCACCAGCGAAUACUAAGGUUUGCUGGAAAUUUAGAAAAACUAUUCAGUAUCAUAUACUUUACGUUCAUUAUAAUGUGCUUAUUAGCGUUUUGUAUGACGUUAUUUAUGAUUUCAGUUGUAAGUAUCCACAUGAUUUAUAUUAUAUAUACCGCUACAAUAAAGAUCUAUGGUUUUUUCCGUUUAUUGUUAUUAAAUUUUUACUGUUUGUUUUUACAGUCGGACAAGUUUUCAUAUCAAAUAUUUCAUUUGCUGUUUUAUCAAUUGUCUAUAUUUAUUAUGCUGUUCAUUCCCUGUUGGUUUUCAACUCAACUGACUAUAAAGAGUGAAAAGAUUCCAUUUGCUGCAUAUUCCUGUCCUUGGACUGGAGCUUCCAAAAGUUUUAAAAGCGAGUUGAUGAUAUUCUUACUUAACUGCCAAGAACCAAUUCAACUAAAAGCAAUGGACAUUGUAGAUUUAUCUUUGGAGACCUAUAUGGCGAUUGUGAAAUCGUCCUUUUCUUACUACACCGUACUAAAUAACCUUAUUUUUGGCGAAGAAUAAAAUAGCUGAUUUUAAUAUUUUCUCAACGAAUAGUAUAAAAAUAAUCUUGAUUAUAUCUUUGGUUUUAACCAGGCACCGCAAUAAAAGAAAAAUGGAUUGAAAAGCACGAAGAGAAAAUACCUCACAGUAGUCACAGUUGUUGUAAAAUUUUAUUAUAGGAUAUAUAUUUUUAACGAUAAGGAUAUUAAAUAAAUUUUUAAUACGA